Lactuca virosa is the source of this 2005-nucleotide messenger RNA. Lineage: Eukaryota; Viridiplantae; Streptophyta; Magnoliopsida; Asterales; Asteraceae. The record is from the annotation of a GenBank genome assembly.
GGCUCACUGCCAAGUGCCAGCCCAAGCCAUCUCAUCAUUCUUGAAGCCGCCAAAAAGCUUAUAAAUACCAUCCUUCAUCUCCAUUUAAUUCUCACAUAUCCGCUCUCUCUUUAACUCCAUUUUCAUCCUCAUCUUGAUUUGCAGAACAUGGUGUCAUCCACGAAAGAUGAUAAACAACCACCACGGGCUCCGCUGGAAAUGCAGCACCAUGAAUCACCACAAAGGCCGAUAUGGCAAUUAAUCAUGGUGUCUGCCAUCGCCGCCGGUGUCCAGUUCGGAUGGGCCCUCCAACUCUCCCUCCUCACCCCUUACGUCCAACUCCUUGGUGUUCCCCACGCCUGGUCAUCUUUCAUCUGGCUCUGUGGUCCAAUCUCCGGUAUGAUUGUUCAGCCCGUCGUCGGUUAUUACAGCGACCGAUGCACCUCUCGCUUUGGUCGCCGCCGUCCCUUUAUUGCCGGAGGAGCUUUGCUUGUCGCCAUCGCCGUUUUCCUUAUCGGAUACGCUGCCGACAUUGGUGUCUCUGCCGGAGACAAACUCGGUGCACCGACGAAGCCCCGCGCCGUAGCCAUUUUUGUCGUCGGUUUCUGGAUUCUUGAUGUUGCAAAUAACACGCUUCAAGGUCCAUGCCGGGCGUUGUUGGCUGACUUAUCCGGCUCCAAUUCUAGCAAGAUCCGUACCGGAAAUGCCAUGUUUGCUUUCUUCAUGGGUGUCGGAAACGUACUCGGGUACGCCGCCGGUUCUUACACUCACCUCUACCAGAUCGUCCCCUUUACAAAAACAGCCGCAUGCGACGUCUACUGUGCAAAUUUGAAAACCUGUUUCUUCAUCUCCAUCGCACUGUUGGUGAGCAUAACGGUGUUGGCUCUAGCGACGGUGUCGGAGGAUGUUUUCGUACCGGAAGCCGUCGAUAAAUCCAACGGGAAACAAAUGGUUUUCUUUGGAGAAAUGCUCGGAGCAUUGAAAGAAAUGUCAAGACCGAUGUGGAUCUUGUUGAUGGUGACAUGCUUAAACUGGGUUGCAUGGUUUCCAUUUUUUCUUUUCGACACCGAUUGGAUGGGUAAGGAGGUGUACGGUGGUGAGGUGGGUACUGGACCGGCUGGGCAGUUGUACAACCGUGGUGUCCGUGCCGGAGCUUUGGGUUUGUUGAUUAACUCCGUCGUGUCAGGUCUCUCUUCUCUGUGCAUCGAGCACUUGGCUCGUUGGGUAGGUGGUGUGAAGCGGUUGUGGGGUGGCGUUAAUUUCCUUCUUGCUAUUUGUUUGGCGAUGACGGUUCUGGUGACGAAGAUGGCGGAGUCUGAAAGGCAGUUCACGACGUUGCCAGAUGGGACCACCACUCCUCUGCCACCUAACGCCGGGAUCAAAGGCGGAGCUCUGUCGAUUUUUGCCGUCCUCGGUGCCCCACUCGCUGUGACUUUUAGUGUCCCUUGCGCUCUAGCCUCGAUAUUUUCUAACGACUCAGGAGCUGGACAAGGUCUAUCACUUGGUGUUCUGAAUCUUGCAAUCGUGAUUCCUCAGAUGGUUGUAUCUGUGCUAAGUGGACCAUGGGACGCACUGUUUGGUGGUGGCAAUUUACCAGCGUUUGUGGUGGGAGCUGUGGCGGCUGCAAUAAGUGGGAUUUUUGCAUUCACCAUGCUGCCGUCACCACCUCCUGACGUUGUACUUUCAAAGGUCUCUGGAGGCGGGAUGCAUUAGAUUAGUAAAUCGGUAUAAAACUCAAAAGGUCUCAAUUGUGUCAAAUUGGGACAUUUAGGAGGAAAAAGUUGUAAUUUUUAUUUGGAUGUUGGAUUUGUGCAUAUAUGCUAAGCAUGAUGCAGAAAUCAUUAGUGAUUCCCGCAUAUGUGACGUUUGUGUUUAAGAGAAUGUUAUGUCAUUCCUCCAUUGUUUGUGUGAGACACCAGUUCAUGCUUGAUGGAAAUGAGUCUUUGCUUUAUUCAUGUAUACAACUAUAUGUUUUCAGUUGGUUCAAGAAUAAAAGUCGGAGUGUUUUUCCUGAUUUUCAUAUAUU